UUGCAGAUAAGUGAUUGGUGUAGUGGUGCUAUCGUCGGGCUCAAAUAUAUAACAUACCGACGAUCAAAUCCAAGACUCUACUUUGAGACCAAAGCUAUUUUUCUCUUUUUCAUUUUUGUUGAAACUUAUAAGGACCUCAGCAGAGUUGAAAAAGCGUCAUGGAAAUGUUCCACCUGUAUAAAUGUUACUACUCGCCGCAAAGAGGAUAACAAUAACACCCCAGUGUCCGCACGUCGUCCUGCGCCGCUCGAUGACUCCUUGACGAUAGACGAAACAACGCAUGCCAAUACAUCUGGCUCUAGUAUUCCUAUUCAGGAACCUGCACCUACCUCUAGUAACCUUACACUUAACAACAUAGCCGAACUUCUUGACUCAAAGUUGAAGACUUUUAGGGAAUCUUUCUUCUCUAAUAUGAAAUCGUUCAUCAAAAGUGUAAUAUUCGCUGCUACUGAAAAAACAAAACAAGAAUUCACUGAAACGACAGAUUUUUUGCAGUCAGAAAAUAAAGAUAUAAAAGCUUCCUUAUCAUUUGUCGAAACUCACAUCAGCGAACUAGAGAAACAAAAUUGCGAUUUCCUGAAAAAUAUAACGUCUUUGAAAAAUCGUUUGGUAUCUAUGGAAAAAGUUUCGCGGAGCUGCAAUGUUGAAAUACAAGCUGUCCCUGAAAAGCGUAAUGAAAAUGUACUUGCAAUAGUGAAAAACCAUAAAACCGUGAACUUACAAAUCGCUGAUGAUGAAAUCAGUGUUUGUCGUAGAGUUGCUAAGUUACCAUCUACUUCUGCAAGCCGUCCACGCAAUAUUCUAGUGAGUUUUCCAUCAGCGCUACAGAGACAACUUAAUUUCAGCGGUGAAACGUUUUAA
Messenger RNA from Parnassius apollo (apollo), 861 nucleotides. Lineage: Eukaryota; Metazoa; Arthropoda; Insecta; Lepidoptera; Papilionidae. The record is from the annotation of a GenBank genome assembly.